Messenger RNA from Capsella rubella, 1032 nucleotides. Its product is annotated as GDSL esterase/lipase EXL4. Gene Ontology annotation, cellular component: extracellular region. The transcript is spliced from 5 exons. Gene Ontology annotation, molecular function: lipase activity. The record is from RefSeq and is a predicted model, not a curated record. Gene Ontology annotation, biological process: lipid metabolic process. Lineage: Eukaryota; Viridiplantae; Streptophyta; Magnoliopsida; Brassicales; Brassicaceae. Bases 1 to 1032 code for a protein of 343 amino acids.
AUGUGUAGAAAAAAAGCAUUAGCGUUAGCAUUAUUUUCCAUUUAUUUCCUAUCAACAGAUGCUAGGAACGGAUCGUUUCCUGCGCUUUUGGCUUUUGGAGAUUCAAUUCUCGAUACCGGUAACAACAAUUUCCUACUGACUCUGAUGAAAGGAAACAUCUGGCCAUAUGGAAGGAGUUACACCAUGAAAAUUCCCACAGGAAGAUUUGGAAAUGGAAGAGUUUUCUCCGAUAUUGUUGCCGAAGGUUUGGGGAUCAAAAAAGUAUUGCCAGCUUAUCGUAAGUUGUUCACUCCUCCAAGCGAACUUAAAACCGGUGUUUGUUUCGCAUCAGGUGGUGCAGGAGUCGACCCUGUUACAUCCAGAAUGCUGAGAGUUUUAAAGCCAAAGGAUCAAGUAAACGAUUUCAAAGGGUACAUAAGGAAGCUAAAGGCCAUCGCAGGUCCUUCAAAAGCAAAGGACAUAGUUGCAAACGCAGUGAUUCUUGUUUCUCAAGGAAAUAAUGAUAUUGGAAUCUCAUAUUUUGGGACUCCAACUGCUAUUUUCCGAGGAAUGACUGCCGGUAGAUACACCACUAAGUUAGCUGGUUGGAAUAAACAGUUUAUGAAAGAUUUAUAUGAUCAAGGAGCUAGGAAAUUCGCGGUGAUGGGAGUGAUACCGUUGGGAUGCUUGCCUAUGUCAAGAAUCUUCCUUGGUGGGUUCGUCGUGUUUUGUAACUUCUUCGCGAAUAAAGUUGCCGAAGAUUACAAUGGAAAACUGAGGAAGGGGGUUAAAUCUUGGGGAAACGAAUCAGGUUUUCGCGGCGCAAAAUUUGUCUAUGUCGACAUGUUCAACACUCUUAUGGAUGUUAUCAAAAAUUAUAGAAGAUACGGAUUUUCCAACGAGAAGAAUGGGUGUUGCUGUAUGAUCACGGCGAUAAUACCAUGCCCCAACCCAGAUAAAUACGUCUUCUAUGACUUUGUUCAUCCCUCCGAGAAAGCCUACAAAACGAUUUCUAAAAAGCUUGUCGCCGAUAUCAAGAGUGGCCUUGCUUGA